AGUUGUCUCACUUCCUCACCCCACUAACCAGCACCCCCCACGCCCCCGCCUCCGCAAUGUAAAAUAUGACUGAUGAAAACUCUAGCAAGACACUUAUUUUUUGUUCAGUCAGUCUGGGGAGAUGCAGUGUGGCAGAAGGGGAAAGUCCCACAAUGCAUCCCGUCAUGGGUCUUGAUGCUCGGAUGAGUUCUGAGAUGCACGGAAAUUGUGAUGAGGAGAGAUAUAGGAAAUGUGUUGAUUGUCUGGUAGCUUAGAUCAGUGGAAUUGCUAGAUAAGUAAAGAUAACGUUUGGGAGAUUGUUUUGACUGUCUGGUAGCGGAAAUGAAAUACUGUAGACGGGGUCAAAAGUGUUUAAAUAUAAGGUACUGAAAAUGAAAAAUGAUGCCGAGUAGCUGAGACGAUAUGCGGCGAUAACAUGUAAAAAUAACUUAGUAUAAGGUAAUGUAGCGUAAUGUAAUGUAGAGUAACGUAAUGUCGCGUAAUGCAACCUACCACGGCAUAAUGUAACAUACCAUCAAAAUCACAAAACCUCACUUGAAUAAUGCAAUGUGGCGUAACAUACCAUCAAAAAACAUCAAAUAAUGCACUACUACAUACUAUACCACAACGUCACAUUUAAUAGCAUUAUGAAGUGCAACCUGCUCCAGCAUAACAUAGUGUAGUGUGUUUAUAGCCUAAUGUAACUUAAUGUAGCGUAAUGUAAUAUAACGUAAUAUAAUAUAGCAUGACGUAAUGUAGCGUAAGGUAAUGUAGCGCAACCUAAUGUAGCAUAUUGAAAGGUACCAUUAUGUAAUGUAAAAUCACACCCAUUACCUUCACAAAAUAUCACUUACUGUAUGUAACGGAAUACAGGGGAACCUCGAUAAAACAGACCCUAUAUAACAGAUAUCGGAUAAAACGGACCAUUGAGACUGAACAAUGUGUUUCCAUUUGUCACUUGAACACCCGUUGACAAAAUCUGUUAGUUCCAGAAUUGGCCUCUGUUGUUUACUGGCACUGUGGCGCAAUGCAGCCAGAGAAUGGGACUGACGUAUUCCCGCGUCACAGAUAUACUGUACAAUAUGACAAGAUGCAAUUCCAAAAGACAUGCCUACGUGGCGGCCAUGUUGAAUGCGGGGCAUUGACGUAGCGUCCAUGUCAUGAUGGUUCUAUCUAUUGUUUAUUGUUCAUAGAGAGCGCUGUGGAGAGAGAGUGUCAUGGCUGCAGCAAAACACAAGUCUCUGGAGUCUGGAACAUGCUAUUUUUGGUACAGUAACAGUUUUUUUUGUUUUUUUUGUCAAGCCCUUCGCCUUUGGCAACGGAUUUGAAACCAGGAAGCACACUAAUUCAUAACAUCACAUUACAUGGCGUAAUGAAGCAUAACCUACUAAACUGUAACACACAGUAGCGUAACACAUUGUAGCAUAAUGCAUAGUACUGUAACGCAUAGUAGCAUAACGCAUAAUAGCGUAAGCCAAUGUAGCGUAACAGUAUCCAGCGUAACACAAUAUAGUUUAACAGAAUGUAGCGUAACAAAACAGCGCUACAACAUGUAGCGUAACAAAUUGUAGCACUAAGUAAUGUAGCGUAACAGAAUGCAGAGCAUAGCGUGACAGAAUGUAGCUUAACAAAAUGUAGUGUAUCGAAAUGUAGCGUUACAUAAUGUAGUGUAACAGAAUGUAACAUAGCACAAAACAUCAGUUACAUAAUGCAAUGUAGCGUAACGUCACACAACACAAUACAGCACACCAAAGCACAACAUGACAAAACUAAACAAAAUACUGUCUAAUACAACAAAACGUGUUAAACUGUGAAGCCAAGAAUUCAAAUACAUUCUAUCAGAUAGCACAAAAAGAGAUGAAAGUCGUGCGAGUAUUGUCGUGGUUCCAUUGUGCGGCACGUCACCACACUGAACUUCCUCCAAUUCAAAUGUGACUUGACUCACAUCCUAACAAAAAAAAAAAAAAGAAAAGAGGAUUGCGCUUUUCACGUUGUCACGUUCACCGUGCCAACACGCCGAUCCUUCGGAGGACGGUAAGAAAGGACCGUGAAGCUAAAGACAAUGCUCAUGAUGGAGGAUCAAUGACUUUUACUUUUGGGCAGCCGUGGUAUUUGUGUGACAGACACACACAAAGUACUCACUGAUGACACAUGGCGGCGAUUCCUCCAAAAUGGUCCCUGGUCUAUGUCGUGGCGCUGAUGCUACUGGUGCAACUCUGCACAGGUAAGACCCCUGCUUGCGUGAGCUGGUCCAGCGCGGGGCCAGUGGUGCGGCUUGGCUCCAGCUUGGAGGUGUACUGCACCUUUAACUGUGAGUGCGAGCACUCCAUGUACACCGAGCACCCGCCUGCCUUGCAGCGCCACACGGUGGUCAACUCAAGCACCACGUACGUCCGCGUGGAUAACAUCACCAAGCACCGGACCUUCAGCUGCCUGUGCCUAUGCCGUGCCCUGACCCCGGACCCGUGUGGACUCGACAUCUGGGCUGGAUACCCGCCAGAGAGGCCGCGGAACAUUCGGUGCAGCUACAAGGUUGUGACCAACCAGACUGGUGAGGUGUUUUGUUCCUGGGAAAGAGGCCUCAAAACACACCUGAAGGACACUGCAGAGCUCUGGUGUGUCUCUUGUCAUCUUGUGUGUGCGAUUACCAGGGUAUCAGGAGAUCUCCCACAGCCGUGGCCUCCAUUCAAGAUCCCUAUCAGAGGAGCUGAUCCCCAAUCAGCCAGAUUUUCCGUGUCCACCAAAGUUCACUUCAUCUCGGUGCGGGUCCGCACCCACAAUGCACUGGGGUCGGCCAUGUCGCCACCUGCCAACUAUACUCUCAGUAACAUCGCGAUCCCCUCCGCUCCGGUCCUCGAGAGGCCCCAGUGCACCUCCAGGGGGUGCGCCAUCCGGGUUCGACAGCCUCUGAGGACGCAACACCUGGCGGUCCAGUACGCUACGGAACCAGGACUCUGGACCACCUAUCCACACUCGGACGUGCCAGUGGCUUUGGAUCAAUUGCUGUCCGUCUGGUCUCUGGAGCCUUACCGGUUGUACCAUUUCAGAGCCAGGGCCAAAUUCAGCACAGGUCUGUGGAGCGACUGGAGCGACGUCACCCACAGUUGGACGCAGGAGGAAGCACCGGCCAGACAGCUGGAUGUGUGGUACACCCAACCUCCCUCCGACGUCAAGUCCAUCAGGCUCUACUGGAAGCCGAUGAACGUCACCCAUGCCAGGGGUAAGAUUGUGGUGUACUUGGUGGCGGUACACAGCUCUGAAUCUGGACUGGUAUACGCGGCCAACCUCAGCGCAGAAGCCACCAGCGCUUCCGUUGCGUUUUGUGCCAGGUGUCACGUGACAGUGAGCGCCCUCAACUCCAAAGGGAUGUCCCCGCCGGCCAACAUUACCGCCUAUCACACCAAAGCGUUGGCCCAGUUGGAUGUACAGGUGAAGGCAGACGAACACGGCGUCGCCCUCUGGUGGAGACAAGCAGAAAGGGCUACGGCCCCCACGGCCCACGUAGUCGAGUGGUACCCCGACGGUCUCAAGCUGCAGGAGCUGCACUGGCUCAGACUGAACGGAGAAGCUCGUCAAGCUGUCAUCAAAGGCUUGAACGCAUCCGAGUGCUACGAAGUCGCCGUUUACGUUCUCCACAGCGAAGGCUUGAUGACCACCAGAAGCUUUAGACUCCUCAACAUCAGCCAAUCAGUCCCCAAAGUUGGUCCGUCGGUUCAACACGAAGUGGACUUCAACAGAGUGGCCGUGACAUGGAGGGAGCUUCCCAGGGCUCAGCGUGGUGGGUGCAUCACUGAGUACACCAUCUACCUGGAAGACGCCACUGGAAGUGUGCAGCAAUACUCCGUUCAAGCGGCCAAGCGGAAGUUUUUCUUGGAGGACCUCCCUCCUGGUGCACACAGCCUGUGGGUGACUGCUUGGACUGCUCAGGGAGAAAGUCCAGUCGCUCAAAAAGUCAAGAUCUUGAUCCGAGCCGCAGAUGGGAUCCCGGUGUUGCCCCUGGUCUUGUGCUUGCUGCUCUCGGCAGCGGCGCUGCUGCUGCUGUGCGUGUGCCAAAUUGCAGCCGUGAAGAGGAGGGUGUGGCUGCUUUUCCAGCGCUUCAUGCUUCAAGUGGUGCCGGAUCCCGCAAACAGCAAAUGGGCAAAAGAAUGCACCCAGGGGAAGGGUGAAAUUAAGCUGCAACCCCAGGCCAGUGAGGUCGUUCCGACCGAGGAGGUGGAGCCUAUCAUCAGUAUUAUUACGGACAUGGAGGAGGUGUCCAAUCACAACACGGUGGAGGCGGUCUCCUCACCGGCUGGUCCUUCGACACCUCGGUGGCCCCUCACCACGUACAUCAAGGGCGACUCAAACGGCUCGGAGCAGACCCAGGCUUCGCUGGACUCCAGUGCCACAAAUGUGGACUACCUCUCAACCGGAUGCCAGGAGCGACGUCUGGCCAUGGAGGAGGAAGACCUGGAUGAAGAGGGCGAGGAGGAAGAGUUUGCACAGAUUCUAACGCCACUGCCCAAUUGCAGCAUGUUCACCGAGCCAGUGGGACCGCAGAUAAUCGGGAAUUUGACCCUGGAUGCGGUCCGGAUCGACUGCAGCGGCAUCUUUGAGAACAGCUGAUCACACUACAACGGGUUAAACCGAUUAGUCGACUAGUCAACUUUACUACUCUACAUUGCCAUUUAAAUCUUUAAGUAAACUAACCGCCAGUCACGUGUUUUUGGCAUCUCGUCUUUGAAUCGGUGAGGUUACAGAGGACUUUCGAUUCUCCCAUCUGUUGGUCGCCGGACUGUAACGCUCUGUGGAGGAGUGGGAUGUCCUGCCAACAAGGUGACAGACAGUCUUCAUACAUCUGCGCGAGUCUAAGAGUACAAAAGCCAGUUGUGCAAGAGAAUAGCGGUUGGCCUCACUAGCUUUGGCUAUUCCGAUUGCCACUCGUCUUAAAAGAUUCGUACCAGCGGUAUCUCAGGACUGGUGAUGAAGAACGAGGGCAGUGGCGGCAAGUGAAACUCCAUCUUUGUCGCCAAAAUGUUAUGUCCAAUGACGUGCGGACAAGAACGGGGUGCUAACGAGAACUUUACUCAGCAUAGAAGUUGUACGAUACAAUAACGGGGUGCUAACGAGAACUUUACUCAGCGUAGAAGUUGUACGAUACAGUGUUGUGGAUUAACGGAUUACAUGUAACGACAUUAUGUAGUUUGAUUUCAAAAGUGUUGUGGAUUAACGGAUUACAUUGAAGGGAAUAUAGAAUACUUUAUAUUCUAAUAUGUAAUUCUAACUAGUUUGGAAGAGAAUGUGUAUUGGAGUAUAGGAGUAUACUGCAGGAAGGCCCCCAGCGGGGGGUAUGUGGCCCCCAUCAGGGGGUAUUUGGAGACAGAUGGCAAAGAAGAAAGGAACUGCGGGGAGCCACUAUAAACAUUGAAUGCAGGAGACAUCGGCAGGCGACGUCUCGACCCAGAUCAAAUUGUCAUCAUUUGGCCGAACAACGAUGACGUCAGAUUACGGACCAAUCAGACGACAGCGAUUCCACACCGGCCUGUUUGAAACAUUGUAUAAGUCUGGGGGAGAGUCAGAUAGUUUUGUUCUACUACUGUAUCUGCUAAGGAUAAGAUGGGGUAGUUACGAACCCAGAGCUCUGCAAAAUGUAUAGACUCCUCUGUCAGGAAUAAAUUGGUUGUUUUUUAUA
Messenger RNA from Phycodurus eques (leafy seadragon), 5650 nucleotides. RefSeq names its product interleukin 12 receptor, beta 2a (gene il12rb2). NCBI's taxonomy places the organism in Eukaryota, Metazoa, Chordata, Actinopteri, Syngnathiformes, Syngnathidae. The record is from RefSeq and is a predicted model, not a curated record. The coding region runs from base 2131 to 4584 and encodes 817 amino acids. Gene Ontology annotation, biological process: cytokine-mediated signaling pathway. The transcript is spliced from 16 exons. Gene Ontology annotation, cellular component: external side of plasma membrane; signaling receptor complex. Gene Ontology annotation, molecular function: cytokine receptor activity; cytokine binding.